Apis cerana (Asiatic honeybee) is the source of this 3079-nucleotide messenger RNA. RefSeq names its product Sugar baby transporter (gene Sugb). The record is from RefSeq and is a predicted model, not a curated record. Gene Ontology annotation, cellular component: membrane. NCBI's taxonomy places the organism in Eukaryota, Metazoa, Arthropoda, Insecta, Hymenoptera, Apidae.
UUGUAACAGAUAAUAUUUUUAUUAUAGAAAAUUUAUAAUUUAAAUAAGUGAUAAAUUAUUAACAUGUAAUAACAUGUUAAUAACAUGCAAUAAUAUCUUCAUAUUUAAUAUAUUUAUAUAUCAUGCUACAGAAAAGGAAUAAGAUAUUUUGUAAUAUUUUAGACAUUUUAUAUUACUUUUUACAAUUUAAAAUGAUAAGCUUAGAAAUUACAUUCAAUUUAACGGUAAUAUAUGAUUUAAUUACAAUUCCUCUCGUUCUCUAAAUAGCGUUGCUAUCUAAUUUCGUUCUAAAUCGAUAAUGUCGCAUGUGACAUAUUUAAUUACAAUUCUUUUUAGCAGUUAACCAUAGUAGCGUCGUUAUCUAAUUCCAUUUUGAAUCGAUAAUGAUGCAUGUAACAUGAAAAUACUAAAAAAAAAACAGAUGGCUCAAAGGCAAAUUCUUAAAACAUCGCAUGUCGUGUCUAUUCUAUAUUUCUUUUAUGAUCUAUAUUGUAUUUCAUCUGUAUAUAUUGAAUAAUAUCUUUUUACUACAAAUUAAUAAAUAUAGUUGUAUAUCAUCUAUUCAAUCAUUUUAAUAAAAAUUUUUAAUUCAGUGAAAGUGUUAAUUUUAAUAAGAAUUAAUAAUCCGAUGUGAUCAAUAUUGUUGCAAAUAUUAUUAUAUACAUAUUGUUAUCGAAAUCUAUAAUUUCUUAUUGAUUAACAUUAUAGAAAAUAUACAUUUAGAAACAUUUAGAAAAAAAUUAAUUGCAAUUUGUAAAAAUUUUUGGAACUAAAUCACACCAAAUUUAUAAUAUUACAUAAUAUCAAAUUUAUAUAAUCAUAUCUUUAUCAAAUUUUUAUAAUCAUAAUUAUAAAAAAUUUAAUAAUAUCACAAUAAUAUACAAGGAAUCUGAAUAAUAUCGAUAAGUUUCUAUUCAAUGAUAUCUAUAUUUUAUGAUUCAUAAAAAAAUUGCACAUUCAGCAAGUGGGAUUCAUAUUUUUAAUAAAAGGUGGUAAUUUAUAUUUAUUUUUAAUUUGUGACAGAAUUCUAAAAUGUUUGAAAAUAUAAAUAACAGAUUGCUACCAAUAAAAGCACAUUAUUUUUUAUUUAAUGCAGCUACUGGACCAAUAGUGCCAUUCUUACCAACAAUAGCAAAACAAUUAGGAUUUUCUGGCUUUUUAGUAGGCACAAUAUAUACAAUAUUACCAAUUUCUGGUUUAAUAGCAAAACCUUUAUUUGGAGCAUUGGCUGACAAAUUUAAAAUUCAUAAAAUAUUAUUUUUAAUAUUUCAAGUUAUAGUUGCAAUAGCUUUGUUCACAAUAUAUUUUAUACCUGAAAUACAUAAUAAAGCAAAUGUUUAUCUUACUUGUAAUGGUGAAGCAACUUUAGAAAUGUGUUCGAAACAUGGAUUUUCUGAUAAAAUUAUACAAGAUGUAAUAACAGAGCUUCACUUAAAUGAAUCGUGUCAGGUAUCUUGUAAAGCCACGAAAGAAAUUUAUUUAGAAAUCUGUUCAUAUUGGAAAGUACCUCAUUUUUGUGAAUUAGAAAAUUCAAGUACUAUUUUGGAUACAGAUACAUUUAAUUUUACUUUAACAUUUGAUAUAUUUCAUGAUUUCUAUAUAAAUAAUUGUAUGUAUAUACGUAUUUUUACUGCUCAAUUCUCAGAUGGUGCAAUAUACAAACCAGCUUGUAAACAUCAUGUGAGAACAUCAUGUAUAGCUACAUGUUAUGAUAACCCAAUCUUUAAUCAACUAUUGUAUGAAAUUGAUGUUUCUGAGAAUUCUACACAGAAUUCAACAUACCAAUUUUAUUCAUUUUUAUGGGCAACUGUAAUAAGUUGGAUUGGAAUGGCAGUUAUAGUUAGCAUAACAGAUGCUAUAUGUUUUAAUCUUCUUGGAAAUGAAAGAAGAAAUGAGUAUGGAAAACAAAAAAUGUGGGGUAGUAUUGGUUUUGGUAUUUUUGGAAUAAGCGCAGGAUAUCUUGUAGAUAUAUUUAGUGCAGGAAAGCUUCAAAAAGAUUAUACUUGUAUAUUUUAUAUUAUGUUGAUCAUUAUGAUUUUUGAUAUUAUUGUAUCUACAACUUUAAGAAAGAAAAGUCCAGAAUACUCUGAGGAUGAACCUUCAAUAUUAUUGGAACUAUUCACCAUUCUUAGAGAAGGCAAUGUUUUGGCAUUUGGAUGGUGGUGUAUAGGAACUGGAAUGUGUACUAGUGUAGUGUGGAAUUUUCUAUUUUGGUAUACUGAAGACCUAGCAAACUCUAGUUUUCAAAUAACACAUCUGAAAACUUUACAAGGGCUUUUGACUGGUGUACAGUGUUUUUUAGGAGAACUACCAUUUAAUUUCAUCUCAGGAAAUGUACUACGAAAAUUAGGUCAUGUAAAUGUUAUGAGUUUAGUUUUACUGAUUUAUGCAAUUAGAUUUAUGGCAUAUAGUACUGUAUCAAAUCCAUGGUGGUUUUUAAUUAUUGAAAUACUUCAUGGACCUACUGUAGGUCUUUGCUGGCCUACAAUGGUAUCAUAUGGUGAUAAAAUAACGCCAUCUGGUACUAAAGCUACUAUACAAGGAUUUAUCGGUGCUAUAUUUGAAGGAAUUGGAGUAUCAAGUGGUAGUUUUAUAUGUGGAUGGUUAAUAGAUACAUAUGGAGGUGUUGUAACAUUAAGGGUAUUUUCAGUAGGUGCAUUACUGUGGUUACUUUGUUUCUGGCUCAUUCAACUGUUAUUACGAAAACUUAAGAUAUCACCGAUACAUACAGGUCAUAAUCAAAAAUAUUUUUUCUUUGUUGAUUUUUUCCAGAUUUGGCGAAUUAUGCUAAUCCAGAUGAUGCAAUUCUUAUGACUAUGAGUCGCGAAUUACAAACUUAUUAAUAAAAGAAAAAUGGCAGUGUUUUUGUUAUAGAAAAUUGAUAUAUUCAUUGUUUGUUCACUUAGAUAUGAUUUUAAUUGAACAAGUAAAAAACAUAUUUUUCUUAUUAUCGGAUAUUUUAGGUCUUAACAUAUUCGUGACUCAUUUUUAUAGGCAAAUAUUAAUUAUUCAGUAUUAUAUAUGGUAGUUGUAAAAAUCUUAUUAUGCUCUAUAAUAUAUACAUUUUUUUUAGAUUGAA